Molecule: messenger RNA, 1913 nt
Organism: Branchiostoma floridae (Florida lancelet)
Lineage: Eukaryota; Metazoa; Chordata; Leptocardii; Amphioxiformes; Branchiostomatidae
Product: probable ATP-dependent RNA helicase DDX49
Molecular function (GO): RNA helicase activity; nucleic acid binding; ATP binding
Source: RefSeq, a predicted model, not a curated record
AUUACUAUUUUAAAGCAUUCUUAGAAACCAUUGUCUAUUUAUGAAUAGCAACCCCCAUCAUAGAAGUAGUCCAUCCCAAAGAAAGUUGGAAAAGAUGGCUGCCGCCAGUGGUUCCGGUGGGGCUGCCAAACCUUCCCGAAAGAAGAAAUUUUCUGAGCUUGGGAUCGACGAAUGGCUGAUAAAACAGUGCGAUAGCUUGGGUAUCAAAAGCCCUACCUUUGUACAGGAGAACUGUAUACCACCGAUUCUCAAAGGUCGAGACUGUAUAGGAUGUGCCAAGACAGGCAGCGGGAAGACAGCUGCCUUUGCGCUGCCCAUCCUGCAGAAGCUCAGCGAGGACCCCUAUGGGAUCUACUGUCUAGUUCUCACACCUACCAGAGAGCUGGCCUUCCAGAUCGCCGACCAGUUCCGAGUGCUGGGGAAACCCAUCGGUGUGAGGGAUGCUGUCAUCACAGGGGGCAUGGGUAUGAUAGACCAGGGUUUGGAGCUGUCAAAGAAACCCCACAUCGUGAUCGCCACACCAGGGAGGAUAGCAGACCACCUCCGCAGCUGUGACACUUUUACUUUGAAAAAGAUCAAGUUUUUGGUUAUAGACGAGGCAGACAGGCUCUUACAGGACAACUACGGUGAGGACCUACAGGAGAUUCUGGCUGCAGUUUCCCCCAAGAGGCAGACACUGCUGUUCAGUGCCACCAUCACAGACACACUACAGCAGCUUCGCACUGUUGCUAUGCAGGAGCCUUUCUACUAUGAAGCCCCAGCUGAAGUGGCCACAGUGGAGACGCUGACACAGCACUACGUCCUGAUGCCCCCCUACGUGAAGGACGGCUACCUGGUCCACAUCGUCCAGAAACUGCAGGAGGAACAUGAGGGCUAUUCUGUCAUCGUCUUCACCAACACCUGCAAGAAUUGUGAACUGGUUGCCAUGAUGCUGACCAAGUUAAAGUUCUCCUGUGUUGCCAUCCACUCCAAAAUGUCACAGAGAGCACGCCUUGCCUCCUUAGCUAAGUUCAAGUCCAACGUUGUAAAAGUUCUCAUUGCAACAGAUACACAAAGCUAACAGAGUACAAAGUCAGUGACAAAGAGGUGACAAGAAUUCUCAGCGAGGUCAAUGUGACAAAGAGAGCAUGUGAAGUGGGUCUUGACGAGCAAGAUUUUGAUGAGAAGAAGGAGAUCUACAAGAGGAAGGAGUUAAUCUUGGAAGGAAAGGAUCCUGACAGAUACGAAGAAGAGCAGCGGAGAGCCAAAAAGAAGAGGAGAAAAAUGGUCAAAGCCAAAAUCAAAGCAAGAAGAUCAAAAUCUGCAGCAAUUGCUAAAAAAGAAUAGACUUGUAUUUCCCGAUUAAAAUCUACUCUCAGUGCCAGGAUGCAGUACUGCUAUUUCAAAUUUGUGAUGGCAUGUUUUAAUAUGUUAUUAUUGCAACAUUAAACCUUUGUACAUAUUGAAAUAAUUGUUACUAGUAUUUUCUGUCAAGAAAUGUAUUUAUCACUUGUACAAAAAUGUUGUGAAUAUAUAUCCAUGAUAAGUGGAGAUCUCUCACUCAACAGUUCUUUUGCCUUCGCAUGAAUGAUUACCCAAAUGUUCAACUUACAUGUAUGCCAUACAUACUCUCAAUAAAAUAAGUCAGUAGACCAGUAGAAAUGUUGUUUGAUGUCAAUGUUUGUUACUUUAUAUCCAAGUACACUGAGAUAUACCUCUUAACCUCUUUCAACUCAAACAAAGAUUACUAUAUUUCCUUUUUCAACCUCCUUGUUCCGAUCAAGGAGGUUAAAUAUAUUAACCUCCUUGUUCCAGUUUACUACUCUUGAUGUCAACAGCUAAAAAAAAAUCACAAUUUUGUUUCUAUCAGUCUAAGGGAGAGUGAUUGCGGAUGUAUUUGAUGACUUUGUGAACAAAUCUCUUGAUUAAAUCUC